Messenger RNA from Aplysia californica (California sea hare), 6001 nucleotides. RefSeq lists its product as uncharacterized. The coding region runs from base 1509 to 5981 and encodes 1490 amino acids. The record is from RefSeq and is a predicted model, not a curated record. The transcript is spliced from 2 exons. Lineage: Eukaryota; Metazoa; Mollusca; Gastropoda; Aplysiida; Aplysiidae.
CCGCCACCUCCCCCACCACCACCACCGCACUUUCACUUUGCUUGCAGCAUCGCCACCACCACCACCUCUACCCUGAGGGGAUGAUAGUGUUGGAAGCGAAAGGAGAGAAAGAGUGAGCGAGAGAGAAAGAGUGAGAGAGAGGGGGGCAACCCACCAUAUGGCUAGCCAGUCGUUGACUUAAAUCUGCCGCGAGUUAUUGAUUGCAAACUGUCAUCUAUCAAGUACGCGGGAAGAGUGAAUGCAAAUUAUGACAUGCCGUUUAUCUGAAUCGGUGUACCCCCUCACAAACACACAACUCCACGGCCCAGCGGACCAGCAGUCAGUUGCAGACUUGCACCCGCUAGCUUCGCAUCGCCGCCGCUACUACAACUGCCGCUGCCAGUGCUACAUUUCUUCUUCUCCUCCUCCUUCACCUCCUCCUCCCGCGGACGGAUUGUUGUGUUCGGUCCGCUCGGUUCACUCCACUCCACUCUACUGGUCAGCGCGGCCGAUUGACCAUUACGGCGCGCGCGGCGAGUGCAGAGCUGGGGAGAGGUACAUUUUGUGGCAGGCAGGCAGGGCCUGUUAGCUUACUUGGAGAUACUCGCGCCUCUAGUGCGCCGGCCUGAUAAACGAGCGAUGUGUUGGAAACACGGCCUAAGAGAUCCGCUAUUGUCUCGCCGCUGCUCGUCAGUGUUGUAGUCGACUCGGAACAUUUUACUUCGUGUGUGGAUGCGUGCCUGCUUUAUUAUAAUAUCUUUGAAAAGUUUUUACUUUCACUCCCGCGUGCAGAUCUUAUAUCGGAUUUUGAUUUUGAGGACUUGUGUGAUAUACAACUCGUCAUAACCACGGACUUUGAAGGUUUUUAAUUCGUGCUGGAGGUACUUCUUCUACUGCAACUACAACCAGGAUUUUGUUCAUUUUCAUCCAAUCAUCUUAUCUAAUUCUAAAUCGGUGGUUAUAUUAUAUCAUUAUAUCCUAUUUGUUCAACAACACAACAUUUCUUCCCUCGCACCACGGAUCUAUUGAGUAUUGUGCUACUGUUGGUUUUACAAUCUUAUUCUCGUUCCUGGUGUUACGGGGAGCGUUGGAUGUUUGCACCUGAGGCCCUGAGGACGGCCACACUGACCAAACACGCGAUAACGCACACACACUCACUCACGGAUGGUCCACUACUACCACAUAGAGAAGUCUCCGACGUGCACGUGUGACUGGUUCCCUGUAGCGUUGUUUGUUACAACAUUUUUUGUGCACCACAUCGUUCUCCUUACGCUAGGAGCGCCAGAUUUCUUCAGACCAUUCUCAUCGUCCCAGUCGUCAUCUUUAUUUGUGUGACCCACAGCAACGUACACCGUAGCAUCGCUUGUCCUCAUCUUAUUGUCUAAUUUGAUACGACAUCUGUGUUAUCUUCGUCAUCUUCAUUUUCAUCUCCAUAAGUUGCUGUAAAAACGUUGGGUUGUAGACAUCACCCAUGAAGACUCUAAAGAAGUGAGAGCUCCCCUGUUAGCAGAUCUUCAGUAUUUGCCAACAUGAAGUCAAGUCGGCGGAAACAGACGAACCCAAACCGAGUGGCGGCGGGAACACGUGACCCCGAGCAGGGCGUGACCCGCCUGGUUGACCCCGACAGCACAGUCGUGGACGCCUACCCCCCUGGCCCCGGCGGGCCGGAGGACAAUGACGUCAGUGAUGACGUAGCCAGCGGUGGACACGAUAACUCCGACGGCGAGUCGCUACACUCUCUCCCGCGCGCGCCCCCACAUCUGACCAACGGUCAAGCGGACGAUUACGACGCUCCUCUCGACAUGCACGUGUCGCGGGAACUUGAGUUGCAUCGCCAGGAGGACCACGGCCCCGAGAUGAAAAAGCCCCGGAUGGAGACCCAACCUCCCGAAGACUUCCCCACAGCCUAUCACCGCUUGGGCAGGGAGCUCUUUGAGAGCACGGCGGAGAUUCCUUUGACCAACGGUCACUUGGAGAAGGAACCAUCCCCAGCCGGGUCAGCGCCGGUGGACUCCACACCUUCUCCCAGAGAAACUCCAGGACCGUAUCCAGGCCCGCCCAAAAUGAGGCCGGACUCCCGGACACAAGAGGAAGGUAACCCGUACCCUGAACAACCCCCUCCCUCCCUCCUACCCCCACCACCACCGUCUAAAAACAAUAUCGGCGGCGGAAAGGAGGGGGUAGUUGAGCAAGGCGGCAACAAGUCGGAGAGAAUUUUCCACAUGGACGCUUACUGUGAGCUAUGUGAUCGCGAGUUUUGCAAUAAGUACUUCCUUAAAACGCACAAAGCCAACAAACAUGGGAUCUAUGAGGACAACUCCCCGCCUGCCAGCAGCGUACCUUUACCCUUCCCCGGACUUAUGAUGCCCCAGGACCCGCUGGCCUCCUUUAACUUCAAGAUGGAUUCCAUGAAACCACCCCCCUCUUCUGACCCGAUCCUACCUUGGUCCUUCAAGCUGGACCCUUCGUCACAGCCGCCAAAAAAACCGGACAGCUCGCCGGGUCUCAAACUUGGAGACCCCCCAUCCCUCCCCAUGUUCCCUAUGCCCAUGCCAAAUAUGGAGAGCCCUAAACUACCGUCUGCUAAAAGCAGUAGUAGCGGAGGUGGCGGUGGCAGCAGCGGUAUGGGGGGAGGAGAUGGAAGAGGCCCGGGUUCAAUUCCUUCCAGCAACCCUCCCAACAGUUCCAGUGCGACAUCCAUGCUUACAAGCAUCACCAACAGCAUCAAGAGUUCUUCCAACGCUCCGCCAGCCAACGACCCCAGCAUGGAGGACUACUGCCACAUCUGCCAGAAACAUUUCUGCAACAAAUAUUACCUCAAGAAACACAAGCAGGACGUACACGGCAUCGCGCCGGAAAAUCCUCCCAACAGCAACAACAAAAGGUCAAGGUCGUCCGCCCUGCUGGAUCACCCGAUGACGUCAACGAACCACAUGAUCCUCCCCCAGCCAUUAGCGAGCCUAGCUGGGAUGCCCAAUCUACCCGGCAUGCCGGCCCUGCCCAAUAUGCCUAACAUGCCUAACAUGCCCAACAUGCCCCCAGGGGUGAUGGUAAUCAAUCCUUACAGUCUACCCCCUGUUGCUAUCAUUCCAGCCGGCUCUCUCAUGCCCGGUCAGCAAUUACCUCCUCCUCCCCACCCCAUGAUAUCCCAACCAAUGAACAUCACACCGCUCCCAGACUCCGCCCUCCUGCCCCCGGCCCCUCCAACCCCGUCCUCUAUGUCCAAUGCAAGUGGCCCUGGCAGGCAUUCCCCCAACAAACCCAGUCCCUCCCAGCAGCAAGAAGGCGGAGUCCACUGCAACAUCUGUUCCAAGGAGUUCUGCAAUGACUUUUAUCUCCAAAUUCACAGAGAGAGCAAACACGGCAUAAAGCGAGGAAGCGAAGAUCUAAACAGAGAGAAAGCUUUGUCUCUUGUAAAGGACAGGGAAGGAGGCGGCAAAAACGAGGGCAGCCGCUCCAGCCCCCCACCACUGUCUAGCGCUCUGAAGAACGAAAUGUCACCACAUAUCCCGUCACGGUCCCCACAGAGUCAUACAUCGGGCCUGGAGGGACCUCUGAUGGUUUGCAACUUAUGCAACAAAGAUUUCACUAACAAGUAUCUCUACAGAAUCCACAGAAUCCACGACCAUGGGUUAAACGAGAUGAUAGACCCCACACUGAUCGAGAAUGGAGAACUCCCCAACAAAGAGGACGCGAUGAGGAGCAUGAACGAAUCUCUUAUGAGGAUGGCAGCUGAUGCUUCUGCAGUUGGCUACGCUUCCAGUUUUGGCGUACCUCCGGUAGGAAAACUUCCGGAAAGCGCAGUCUGUGAAAUCUGUAACAAAGAGAUGACCAACCAAUACUUCCUACGUCUUCACAAGUUCAAUAUUCACGGCAUCGACCCCACCACGAACGAGAAAUACGAAAAAAGAGGUCUUGUGUCUCCUGUGGCACCCAUCUCCAAACCCAAGACUCCCCCAUCCUCAGGCAGCCUACCUAUCUCUUCACCUAGUCAGCCUCUCAACCUCACACCUCACACUCCGGGUAAGCCACACAUGCUUCCAUUUCUACCCCCGAAGAUGGACUUCAAAGACAUGCCGCCUUUCGCGGACUUUGGAAGGGACUUCAAGAGCUUUAGAGACAUGCCCUCUUUUCUGACAGAUACAAUCAAUAAUGAACUGUUUGCUCGGUCCCAGAACCCCGUUAGACACAUGGACUUGAACUUCUUCGGUCUCCCUACUCUAGGCAAACUACCCGGCGAAGACAACGUCAAACUGAACUUUGACCCCGAAGCAUACUGUGACAUUUGCAAGAAAGAGUUCUGCAGCAAAUACUUCUUGAGAACCCACAAGCAAAACAUUCACGGCAUCAAGACAGAAACUUCCACGUCUUCCUUCUCGAAGAGCACUGACAGCGAGAAGAUGUCCAUGUCUCCCCUCAAGCCCAACGUGAGCAAUAGUAACGGCAAGGGCAAGGACGGCUUUGAGAAGAGCUCGUGGCGAUGGAAGGAGCCAGUCAACUCAUCUCGCGUCAUCUGCGAUAUCUGCAACAAGGAAGUUUGUAAUAAAUAUUUCCUUCGUACCCACAAGCUGAAGAAGCACGGGAUACAGCCUACCUCUCAGUCUCCCAAUGUGAGCAUGAACGGCUCGCCAGUGGCCUCGGAUUGUGACACAGCGUCGAAUGCGUCCAGCCUCGCGGACGAGAAACCUUUGAAGUUGGACCCGUUCAGUUUGCCACAGAUGAUCCCUCUACCUCCCACAGACCGGCUGAACGAGAAGUACGCCCUGAGUAAGGCGGGCUACGGGAAAGGGAAAGAAGAGGCUCCGCUCAACAAUAACACAGAACAGAGCGAAACUUGUAACAUUUGCAAUAGAAGGUUCAAGAAUCUCAAAUGGCUGAAGGAUCACAUCGUCAAGGACCACAGCGAGUCGGAGGCGCUGGACAUGAGGGCCAAGAACUCCUCACCUGUCUACACCUGCCAGGUGUGUGGUCUGGACUUCCCCGCCGAGCUCUCUGUCCAGCUUCAUCUUAUUCAGGAACACAACGCUCGAGUCACCCUCAACACGGAGGAACCUCAGAUCCCCACAGAGGAGCCGAGCCUGCCAAAUGGCGAAGGGAAAACUCUCAAGUUCGGAGAACAUGGCGGACACUGGAGUCUGCGCAAGAAGUUUCCGCUGCACGGUCGCAUGAAGAAGUACGUGUGUCAGCGCUGUGGCUUCGACACGCAUUGGUUGUCUUCUCUUGUUGACCACGAGCGAUGCGCUCACGGCAUUGCUAGCGAUGCGGUGGUCUGCGGAAGCUAUUCUUGCAGCCGUUGUCACCAGUCUCUGACGUCACCAAACGCACUGUCCGCCCACCUGGUCACCAGCCACGGUCUGACCGUCGAGGAGGCGGUCAAGGAAAUCAAGGAGGUGGACGCCUCCUCGGGUACGUCUUUCAAGUGUUCCCACUGCCCCGCCGUCUUCCCGAGUCAGUCCUGGGCCAUGGCUCACGUGAGGCACGUCCACAUCCGGGCUCGCCGAGACCUCCCCGUACGUAACUCUUACGAGAAGCUUCUACUGCGAUGUCCUUCCUGUCCCUUCAAGACACACUUCAGCUUCCGCCUCCAGCGACACGUCAAGAGCAGACACCGGCGGACCGGUGCUUACCCGAGGACGUCUGUGCGGGAAACCGCCGGCCCUCCUGCUAUCUGCGCGCCUCUAUCUCCCAAACCUUUCCUCUCCUCUUCCAACCUACCCGCACCGGUCCCUCGAGUGUCCGAGCCGUCCAGUAUGCCGGCCGGAGGGUUCAGCAAAGAGGAUUCGGCGGCGCUCGCCUCCAGCAGCGCAAUGUACAAGAGUAUCGCCGCCUCUCUCCUGUCAGCCCCAGAGGGGAGCCGCCCCGAGAGUCCAUCAAAGUCAUGUGACAGGGACGAGCUCCUCCUACAGAACUACAAACUGCCAAUCAGCGCCAGCCCGGUAGAACCCGCCCCUUUCAAGAUGGCCACACAAUCUCCCGCCCAGUCUGCAGUCGUUGGUUUGUGAACAGAAUUUAGCAAAAUGGA